Messenger RNA from Arabidopsis arenosa, 1744 nucleotides. Lineage: Eukaryota; Viridiplantae; Streptophyta; Magnoliopsida; Brassicales; Brassicaceae. The record is from the annotation of a GenBank genome assembly.
GAAACAACUUCUAUUUCUUACCAGAAUGAUCGAUCAAGCAAUGAAUUUUUAUCAAACCCACACAUACAUGAAGGCUUUCUUAUGGAGGAUCCCUGCGCAACCAAAGUCAAUGCUGACAAUUUGGGAUCACAAUCAGACAAUGAUUUGCCUAUGGCAAACAAUAAUGAAGGCUACACCAAUCAGUCCGAAUAUAACUCCGGGAUCGAGCAAACAAACACUGAUUUGGAUAUGGAGCCACAAUCCAACAAGAAUUUCGAUACAUCGGAUGUCCCACCUCAAUCUCCUGAAGAUAUAUUGGUUGGUGAUGGAGUUCAGCACAACUGGAAACAAUACCGGGAGGUAUUUGGCCAGUUGGGCAUCCAUGAUGUGGUUGAUGGUUUUGUCGAGGACUCCAUUGAAAGAACGACAUUUAAAACCCCGGUGCUUGGUGAUGACCCCAUGGAUGUCUUGAUUACCCCACUCCCAUCAGAAGAGCCUAAUAAGCCUGAUACACAUCAAGGAAAUCCCAUUUAUGACACUGCCAACAAAGAUUCCCUUUGUUUGAAUACCCCUUCUGCUCUCGAGGGUAACGAAUACAAUCCAUCUUGCUCCAAGGUUAAGCACAUUGAUUAUGAUCCCAGUUUCGAUAAAAGUGACAACCUAACUGCCAUCAAAUCUCCAAUGGCUGCUGACAUUAUUCAACCUCUUACAACGAAGCUUCAAAAACAAUUUGAGGAAACAUUGGCUACUGUCCCUGUGUCUGAAUAUGUUAUAGAUACACGUGUUGAACCAAUGGAUGAAGAUAAUCCACUGAAGCCUUUGGUAUUUGCUGAAGAUGUCACAAUAAAGGAAACAUUGGUUAGUGUUAUUGCAUCUCAGAAAAUGAUUGAUACACCUAUGCAACAAAUCUCUGAAGAUAAUCCACUGCAGGGUAAACUCUUCUUAAGGGAAAACAUUGAUGGACAAAACAUUGUGGAUAAUCAGGAUAAUAACUCGCAACUGUCUAACACAUCUGACCCUAUAGAAGAGGAUUUAGUUGAUGUUUCAGAUUCAUCACCAGCACGAUCGAGAGAAAAACCUAUUCUUUCGGAAGCUGAGUCUUUUCUUGUAGCUGAGUUUUUAUCAAAACCAAAAAUGGAGGCAUACCAACUUUUACCACUCCUAAAAAAGGCAGAUUAUGCCCAUUUUUUGGACACCCUUUCAUCAGCUCCUAAUACGGAACAUGUUACGGAUUCUGGAUUCCUAUUUCCCAACUCAUUCCUCCUCAAGCUUGCAAAACCUCAAAAUUGGGUUUCAACUCUGCACAUGGAGGUUUUAGUGGAGUUACUUUCUAGUAGGCUUGCAACAAGACUUGCCACACAGCGUGCUGCUUUUGUUGAACCAUGGUUUGCUAACCAUUUACAAGGAAAAUACAAAUCUUUCAAAGCAGCAAAAAUCAAAUCUCGCGUCCGCUGGUCCGAUCCCAUGAAACGCUUUAUCGUUGGCCCCACCACCGAGUGGUUCACAGACAUUGAUACCAUUUAUGUACCUAUGAUCUGGAAUUCUUCCCACUGGGUAGGCCUUUCAAUCAAUCUAGGAGUCUGGGAAGUUGAAAUUCUCGACCCAAAUACUGACCUCAAUCCGGAGGAAAAAGUUAAAGAAUUUAUCGAGCCUGUGGUUACCCUUUUGCCACACCUCAUCCAGAGAAUGUUAGAUCUGGUGACUGUGGCCCCGUUGCUAUGAAAUUUCUUGAGAUAAUGGCAAGUGAUAAACUCCCAGACCAAAU